UACCUCCGACAUACCAAACAUAAAAAAUAAGCAUCGAGUGUCUUCACACUAGCAGAUGAACUUCCGCAUCUACUCGAACUGUAACCAAUUAUCAUGCACACUUAAUAAAUCACUUCAACACUCAUCAUCACCAAACCUAAUUCCAAAAUUAAUCUACCUAAACUUUCAUUUAUCGACGCUAUUUAAGUGCAAAUUUUGGGAAAAGCUUCACCAAAAUUGAACAUUUCUCGCAAAUUACUACCAUAAUUACGAGCAAUUUCUCGAUCAUUUCAGUAAAAUGGCGGUCUCGGAAGUUCCGGAUCAGAAUUCCAUGCUUCCGACGAAGAAGAAGCAGCUUUCUGACGACGAUAAAAGGAAAAAGAAUCUUGUACCAGGAGGAUUGUUGAAAGCUGAGAUUAGACCUGGUGGAGGAGAUUCUAGACCGUCCGAUGGUGAUCAGAUAAUCUACCAUUGCACUGUUCGUACAUUGGAAGGAGUUGUUGUCCGGUCCACCAAAAAGGAAUUUGGAGGUAAGGGAACUCCUGCAAGGCAAAUUUUGGGUAAAAGCAAGCUACUACUGGGGUUGCUGGAAGGAAUUCCUACAAUGCAGAAGGGUGAAAUUUCCAUGUUCAAGAUUAAAUCUGAAAUGCAUUAUGGCGAGCCUGAUUGUCCAGUUCCAGUGACAGACGAUUUUCCAAAAGAUGCUGAUCUCCACUUUGAGAUUGAGCUCAUUGAUUUUGGCAAAGCAAAGGUCAUUUCUGAUGAUCUGGGAGUUGUGAAAAAGAUAAUCAAUGAAGGACAAGGUUGGGAGUCGCCAAGGGCUCCUUAUGAAGUAAAAGCUUGGAUAUCUGCGAAAACCAAUGAUGGCAGGUUGCUGUGGAGUCAUACUGAGGGAGAACCAUUUUUCUUUACUUUUGGAAAGUCAGAGCUGCCUGAAGGGUUUGAGAUGGGCGUAGGAACAAUGUCAAGGGGAGAGAAAGCCAUGAUCUAUGUGAAAAGUCAAUACUUGACUGAAUGUUCGGUCCUUCCUCAAAUAACAGGUCUGGAAGAAGUUCAUUUUGAAGUGGAGCUUGUUCACUUUGUCCAGGUUCGCGAUGUGCUUGGUGAUGGGCGCCUCAUUAAAAGGCGAAUUCUUGAUGGACGAGGUGAAUUUCCCAUGGACUGCCCACUUCAAGACAGUCAACUAUGUGUCCACUACAAGGGCAUGCUUCUGGAUGACAAGAAGACAGUCUUCUAUGAUACAAGAGUUGAUAAUGAUGGUCAGCCUCUAGAGUUCUGUUCUGGUGAAGGGCUUGUACCGGAGGGCUUUGAAAUGUCUGUUCGACUAAUGCUCCCCGGGGAAGUAGCUCUUGUCUCUUGUCCACCUGAUUAUGCAUAUGACAAGUUUCCAAGGCCAGCUAAUGUUCCUGAAGGGGCAUAUGUAGAGUGGGAAAUUGAGCUGCUUGGUUUUGAGAUGCCAAAGGAUUGGACUGGUUUAAGUUUCAGGAGUAUUAUGGCCGAAGCUGAGAGCAUUAGAUGCACGGGUAACAGGCUUUUCAAGGAAGGAAAGUACGCAUUGGCAAAAGCCAAGUAUGAGAAGGUGCUUCGGGACUUUAAUCAUGUUAAUCCUCAGGAUGACGAAGAAGGAAAAGAAUUUUCGAAUACAAGAAAUAUGUUACACUUAAAUGUUGCUGCCUGCUACCUGAAAUUGGGGGAGUGCAGAAAGUCCAUUGAAAUAUGCGACAAGGUAUUAGAUGCCAACCCUGUUCAUGUCAAAGCUUUGUAUCGCCGUGGAAUGGCCUAUAUGGAACUUGGAGACUUUCAGGAUGCCAAAAAUGAUUUCGAAAAGAUGAUGAAAUUUGACAAAUCAUCUAAACCUGAUGCUAAAGCAGCCUUACAAAAAUUGAAGCAAACGCAACAGGAAGUUGCAAGGAAAGCUAAGAAGCAAUUUGGAGGAUUAUUUGACAAAAGACCAGGUGAGAUUGCAGAAAUCAGCACCGAAAGAACAGAGGAAGUGACCAACGGACAUAAUGUUGAGAACAGUGAUCAUGAAGAUUCAAGUAAAGAUCAUGAAGAUUCAAGUAAAACAAGAGCGGAGGAAAUACUUGUAGCACCUAAGAGGCGUCUUAGGUUGCACUUAAUUAUUGCUUUAAUCUCUAUGAUAUUUAUAGGUUUUGUCAUAUUGUUUCUCAUCUAUGGCGGAGAGCUGCUCGGAAUUGAACCAGAUGCAAUGCCAUUGCAUGAAGAAACUGAUGAACUGUAGAUGAUGUUAGGCAGGGGCUUCAAAAAUUCUGAGCUAUAAUAGGAUUGCUUUAGGCUAUUGUGGAUCCAUAUGGAUUUUGGAGUGAACUUGUGAAUAUCAAUGUGAGAAAAAUGCAUUACAGCCAUAACGGAAUUUCCUUUGGAGUGUUCUCAGAUAAAUUUAAUUCUUCUGUUUGUUGA
Beta vulgaris subsp. vulgaris (sugar beet) is the source of this 2400-nucleotide messenger RNA. Its product is annotated as peptidyl-prolyl cis-trans isomerase PASTICCINO1. Lineage: Eukaryota; Viridiplantae; Streptophyta; Magnoliopsida; Caryophyllales; Amaranthaceae. Gene Ontology annotation, molecular function: protein binding; peptidyl-prolyl cis-trans isomerase activity. Bases 278 to 2221 code for a protein of 647 amino acids. The transcript is spliced from 20 exons. The record is from RefSeq and is a predicted model, not a curated record.